Molecule: messenger RNA, 579 nt
Organism: Striga asiatica
Lineage: Eukaryota; Viridiplantae; Streptophyta; Magnoliopsida; Lamiales; Orobanchaceae
Source: the annotation of a GenBank genome assembly
AUGCAAGCUUUAGGGUUCUGCUACGCAGAUCCAAAAGGGAGGGUAAGGCGCGAUGAUAAUUGCCCUAUUCUGGCUAAGGUUUUCUUCACGAAGUACGCGGACCGAUUCUUCUCUCUUCAUUUGCUUAGUCAGCUGCGGCUUCUUCCACUUCAAGGCCCUAAGAAGCUCUUGUCGACUCAACCGAUCAAUAGAAGGACAUCCUCGUCGAGUUCUUGCAUGCUAGCAGUGAGAAUCUCCUCUGCUGUGAAUCUGAUUGAAGAAAGGCAGCCGAAGCAGAAAUGGAAGGCUGAAAGAGUACUGGGGCUUCUACGUCAACAUUUCUACAAAACAUCCUCCAAGAGACAAUCCACUCCGGAGGGAAAGAAGGAUGUCAAAUUACCUUAUUCCGAAAUAGGUAUCCAGAUUCUACCGGCAAUGAUCACUGGAGAACUCAAAGAGUGCUACUUUAGCUAUAUGCUUAACACAUGUAAGUCGAACGAGGAGAAAAGGCGGAGGAAGUGUAGACCGUUUGAGUCAAAUGUUGAUUUCGACACUCGCUUAGAUAAUUCGAGAAUGAAUGAAAUCUGGAAUCCCUGGUAA